Messenger RNA from Emiliania huxleyi CCMP1516, 1193 nucleotides. RefSeq lists its product as hypothetical. Gene Ontology annotation, molecular function: oxidoreductase activity. The transcript is spliced from 6 exons. Lineage: Eukaryota; Haptophyta; Isochrysidales; Noelaerhabdaceae. The record is from RefSeq and is a predicted model, not a curated record. The annotation marks the transcript as partial.
CGAUGACCAAGCGCUCGCGCGAGACCUUGGUCGCGCAGGACGCCGCCGCCGCUUCCUCGGACGCUUCGGACGUCGCCGCCGCCGCCACCACCCACACCGACGCCGCCGCCGCCGCCGCCGCCGCCGGCUCUGCCGCCGCGCCGGCGGCCAGCUCAAGCUCGCAGGGAGGCCUCGUAGAGCUGUCGUCCACCGUGCAGCUCCCGCAGCAGGGUACGGCGCCGGCAGUCUCGAUGCCGUGGGUUGGCUUUGGCACUUACAAGCUCUCGAACGCGCGCGCCGCCGUCCGGACCGCGCUGCGGCUCGGCUACCGCGCGCUCGACUCGGCCUACAUCUACGGCGGAGAGAAGACGGAGCCGGAGACGGGUGCGGCCCUCGCCGCCGCGCUGGAGGCGGGCGAGGUCACUCGCGAGGAGGUCUUUGUGACGACCAAGCACUGGCGCAAGUUCCACGGCUACGAGCCCUCGCUCGCCUGCCUCAAGACGAGCCUCCGCCGGCUGCAGCUUGCGCAGGUGGACCUCUGGCUGAUGCACUGGCCGGGCCCCGCGUGGAGGACGAUGAACCGGCGGAAGGACGAGAUCGCGGCGCACGGCCCCUUCCACUACGCCGCCGCCGGCCACGAGGAGGAUGCGCUUCCCGCGCUGCGCGCCGAGACGUGGCGUGCGAUGGAGGACGCCCUUGAGCAAGGCCUCACGCGCGCCAUCGGCGUGUCCAACUUCAGCGUGCGGCACCUGCAGGCGCUCAAGCAGACAGCGCGCGUCUGGCCGCCCGCCGUCAACCAGGCGGAGGGGCCCGCCCUCCGGGACUCCGCCCCAGGACCCCUCCUCCCCUCCUCAAACAUCAGCGAGUGGAGCCAAGAGCUGGAGGAUUCAGCUAUCGUUGCGGUCGAGCUCAACCCGUACUACCAGCAGCGGGAGCUGCAGGCGUACUGCGCCGAGGAGGGCAUCGUGUUGCAGGCGCGUGCAGCGACCACCGCUUCGCUCGGCGGGCCGCUGCUCGAGGCGCCUCCCGUCGCCGCGGCGGCAGAGGCGCACGGCGCCACGGCGGCUCAGGCGAUGCUUCGAUGGGCGAACACGCGCCUCUUCCACUUCUCGCUCUCCGAGCCGGAGAUGGCCGCGAUCGACUCGCUCGACCGGGGCGAGGCGGGGCGCACCUGCUGGCGCAACGACCCCCUCCGCAUGCUCCAGUUCGAGUGA